AGCCUUAUUUAUUACAUACCGAAGUAUAAAACCGCCUGGCCGGCUGCAAGUCUCAUCUGCAGCCCUGGCACUUGCCCGAAGAGACCACGGCAGCUGGAGCCCUAGCCGUCUUCUCCGGGAGGCUCUGUGGCUCUGUUGGGAAUCAUGCUCGGAAGGCAGCUCGUCUGUUGGCACCUGCUGGCUUUGCUUUUCCUCCCUUUUUGCCUGUGUCAAGAUGAAUACAUGGAGGUGAGCGGAAGAGCUAAUAAAGUGGUGGCGAGAAUAGUGCAAAGCCAUCAGCAGACUGGCCGUAGCGGCUCCAAGAGGGAGAAAGUGAGAGAGCGGAGCCAUCCUAAAACUGGGACUGUGGAUAAUAACACUUCUACAGACCUAAAACCCCUGAGACCAGAUGAGCUACCGCACCCCGAGGUAGAUGACCUAGCCCAGAUCACCCCAUUCUGGGGCCAGUCUCCACAAACUGGAGGACUGCCCCCAGACUGCAGCAAGUGUUGUCAUGGAGACUACAGCUUUCGAGGCUACCAAGGCCCCCCUGGACCUCCUGGUCUCCCUGGCAUUCCAGGAAACCAUGGAAACAAUGGCAAUAACGGAGCCACUGGCCACGAAGGGGCCAAAGGAGAGAAAGGAGACAAAGGUGAUCUGGGGCCACGAGGGGAGCGUGGGCAGCAUGGCCCCAAAGGAGAGAAGGGCUACCCGGGGAUCCCACCAGAACUGCAGAUCGCGUUCAUGGCUUCUCUGGCAACUCACUUCAGCAAUCAGAACAGUGGGAUUAUCUUCAGCAGUGUCGAAACCAACAUCGGAAAUUUCUUCGAUGUCAUGACCGGUAGAUUUGGGGCCCCAGUAUCAGGUGUGUAUUUCUUCACCUUCAGCAUGAUGAAGCAUGAGGACGUUGAGGAAGUGUAUGUGUACCUCAUGCACAACGGCAACACGGUCUUCAGCAUGUACAGUUAUGAAACAAAGGGGAAAUCAGAUACAUCCAGCAACCAUGCAGUGCUGAAACUGGCCAAAGGGGAUGAGGUUUGGCUGAGAAUGGGCAAUGGCGCUCUUCACGGGGACCACCAGCGCUUCUCCACCUUUGCAGGCUUCCUGCUCUUUGAAACUAAGUAAAAGUAUGAAUAGACCAGCUCCACUUUUGGGAAGACUUAUAGCUGAGCUGGUAUUGUCAUGAUGAGGGACUUUAGAUUUGAUGGUUCUACAUGUUGUAUUAAAAAAAUGUUUUUAUUGGUUACAUUGCUAAUCAUACUACAGGUACAUCAGUAAUGUGGGAUGACUCAGGAGCUCAGAAGAAUAAACCACAAAACAGUCUUCCCAAGUGACCUUGACUAAUAUACCCAGCAACCUUUAUCACUCUUUCCUAGGCACCUAAAAGAGAGUUCCCUUCUUGAUACAGGUUGGAAAUAAUUGUUCCCAUCAGAGAAGUCAUUUGCAAAGAGUAUUGGCGGCUCUAAUAGCAACAUUCAGGAACCCCUGAGG
Messenger RNA from Aethalodelphis obliquidens (Pacific white-sided dolphin), 1470 nucleotides. RefSeq names its product C1q and TNF related 3 (gene C1QTNF3). Gene Ontology annotation, molecular function: protein binding. The record is from RefSeq and is a predicted model, not a curated record. The coding region runs from base 145 to 1104 and encodes 319 amino acids. NCBI's taxonomy places the organism in Eukaryota, Metazoa, Chordata, Mammalia, Artiodactyla, Delphinidae. The transcript has 6 exons.